AUGAGUCGGAUUGAACAACAGCAAUUUGAAGAUAGACCAUUAAAUAUGAAAAAAAAUAGAAAUGAUAAAAACAUUUCAAAAAGUGAAAGUCGAUUCAAGUCUAAAUUUGAAUUUUUGAAGAAAUUGCCUCAUACAGUAUUAUCUAAUAGUGCAGUUGAAAAAGCACGAGCAUUUUUUCGCUCGUCAGAACUUAAACAUCAUGAUAGUAGUAAUAGUAAUGAGCAAUCAUCACCAUCAUCAUCAUCAAAUCAACAACAUACUACUGUUAAUACGCUUUGUUCUUCUUUCAAUUCGACUGAUAUUAAUGAAAAUACUGAAAACAAUAAUACAUCAUUAGAUCUAGUAACUCCUAAAAUUUAUUUUUCAACAUCAAACAUGAUUAAAGUUGAUAAAAUAAAUUCUAAAGAUAUGAUGAAUCAUCAAAUUAUUCAUAAUGAUCAAAAUGAUUAUAAAUUUUCAUCAAAGCAAUGUCAAAAUAAAUAUAAACAAUAUUCAAAACCAUCAUUAUUAAUACCUAAACAAUACUAUAAUGAUAUAUUAAAUAAACGAUAUCAAUAUUAUUUCACACCUGUGAACAAAUACGACUCAUGUCCACGGUCAUAUGCAUCAACAUUAACUCGACAUUCGACAUAUUCAACCCGCCUACAUUCACCAUAUAAUUAUUUGACUCCUUGUAAUGAAGCUUCAUCAAAUGAUCAAUUGCCUAUUUCGUUAUAUAAUUAUCGAUCAUAUGCUCGUCGUGAAAUCAAAUCGUCAUUAGAUGAACCAUACAUUCGACCUUCAUCUUCUAUAAUACAACCAUUACCAUCAUCAUCAUCAAUGUUAACAUGGAAUCAAUGUGUUCGUCGUCUUAAUACAGAAUAUAAAUUAACAAUAAUUGCCCUUCAACAAGCAAAAGAACGUUUAGAACAAAUUUAUUUAAAUCCAAAAAAAUCGAUUUCAAAAUAUGCUAAUUUAGUAGCACGUGAUAUUAAGAAUUUAUCAAAUAAUGAAAGAAAAAGACCAACUAAUGUUACAUUUUGUUUGCCAUCAUCAUCAUCAUCAUCAUCAAUAACUACAAAUUUUUCUUCAUCUUCAAUAUCAAUAAGACAAAUUGAAAAAAACAAAAAUUUCCCAUCUACUUUUCUUUCUAAACCAAAAUUCAUCAAACCUGUUGAAUUAAAUACAUUUUCCUCAUCAUCAUCAAAAUUAGAACCUGUAUUAGCUAUUGUUGAAAGUAAUGAAAAAUUAAAUACAAUUGAUACAAUUAUUAAAAAAUUUAAUGAUCUUAAUGGUUCUUUAUCAGCAACUAAAGUAGGAUCUUCAACUAUUAUUCCCAAUAAUCAUACAUUAUCAACAAAAAUCAAUGAUAGUACAACUAAUCUUGAUGUUUAUAUUAAAUCAUCAAUAAUUAAUAAUGAUUUAAAAGAAAUUUCAGAUCAAUCUUUAUUACCAUCAUCAUCAAAAUCAAUUCUAAUAAAUGAAAAACAUCAAUUAGAAAAUUCUCUACAUGAAGAAGAAACAACAUAUACAAUAAAAACAUUUUAUCAAAGUACAAAUACUAAUGAAAAUAAUUCAUCAUCAAAUCAUCAACAUGUUGUUAUCGUUGAAGAAAAUACAACUAAAGAAAAAUUUAAUUUAGCAUGUGAAAAACAACAUCAAGAAAUUGAAAUAAAUUGUACAUCUCCUCAAAAUAUAGUAACAAUUGAUGAACCAAAACUUCCAUCAUCAUCCAUUAAUUCAUCACUAAAUGAAAAUUUUCCUGCUAUUCAAACGUCCUCCAAUUAUUUAAUUAAUAACACAUCAUCAAGUAGUGACACUUCAUCUACUCUUUCCAAUAGUCAUAAUAAAACUCGUACAUCUUUCAUACCACUAAAGAAUAAUAAUAAUAAUAAACCAAUUUUACAAACAUCAAAACGUCCAACAACAACAACAAAAGCGAAUAUCUCUCAUUUAGGACAAUCUUCAAAAAUUACUGUAUCUUCUACUAGAUUAAAAUCACCAUCUUCAAAGUUUAUCAACAGUACAAAUACAUCAAUGAUAAGAAAACCAACAAAAAAUACGACUAAUAAAAUUCAAUCACAGUCAUCAUCUAUUACAAAACAGCAAUCAUCAAUAAAUAGUAGUCAAAUAAAUGAAUCUCAAAAUAAAACAAAUUCAACAUCUUCUAUUGAUAAAAAUCGUGUCAAAUCCAUAGUGAAUCAAAUCAAUGCAAAUACAUCAUCUCAUUCAAUUGUUUCAUCAUCAAAAACUAACAAACGAACUCAUUAUUCUGUUUCUAAUCAAUCAACAACAUCUACCAGUAAAAAUACACUACAACGAAAAUAA
Molecule: messenger RNA, 2307 nt
Organism: Rotaria sordida
Lineage: Eukaryota; Metazoa; Rotifera; Eurotatoria; Philodinida; Philodinidae
Source: the annotation of a GenBank genome assembly